Emiliania huxleyi CCMP1516 is the source of this 711-nucleotide messenger RNA. RefSeq lists its product as hypothetical. NCBI's taxonomy places the organism in Eukaryota, Haptophyta, Isochrysidales, Noelaerhabdaceae. The record is from RefSeq and is a predicted model, not a curated record. The transcript has 3 exons. The coding region runs from base 1 to 711 and encodes 236 amino acids.
AUGUCGGCGGAGACUGAGUCAAUAUCGGCGAAGCCCGAGUCGAUCUCGGUGGAGCCCGAGACGAUAGCAGCGGAGCCGACCGGCCUCUUCGUGCUUCGCUUCAUGCACCGCGGGGAGACUCUGAGGAACGGCCGCGUCCUGACGCGAUCCUGGUCCAGCUCCGACCCUGUGCCGGGCUCGCUGCUGCUCGAGAUGCUGUCCUCCGAGGAGGCGAACCUGCCUAUGCACCGGCUGGUCGCCUUCUAUUACAGCAAGGCGCUGGAAGGGUGGCAGCGGCUGAACGCGCACUCGCGUUGCCCUCUCCCAGCAGCGUGUGGCGGCAGCCCGCCGCGCAUCGAGGUAAUGCUGGAGCCUCUCGCUGCGACAAGCCACGAGGCGAUGGCUUCCGCGUCGCAGACGGCGCGCGGCUCGGUGCCACUCUCCAGCUACGCCGUGGCGGCGGCGGCGGCGGCAGCCGGCGGCUUCUUCGCCAUCGGCGUGUACAACUCGAAGUCGGCGGAGAAUGUCGGCACACUGUGGCGCUCCGCCUUCAUGCUCGGCGCGGCCUACAUCUUUACGGUGGGGAGCCGGAACGCGUGGGAGAAGGCGGCCGACACGUACAAGGCGUACGCGGACUGGGCCGCUUUCGCGUGCGCGGCGCCGUACUCGACGACUUGGGCGGGGCUCCCGUCCUCUCGAGCAAAGCGAGCGGGGUCCAGCGCCCGAGGCUGA